Anopheles cruzii is the source of this 5296-nucleotide messenger RNA. RefSeq names its product moesin/ezrin/radixin homolog 1 (gene Moe). Gene Ontology annotation, biological process: positive regulation of early endosome to late endosome transport; regulation of cell shape; positive regulation of protein localization to early endosome. The record is from RefSeq and is a predicted model, not a curated record. The transcript is spliced from 9 exons. Gene Ontology annotation, cellular component: microvillus; filopodium; adherens junction. The coding region runs from base 522 to 2261 and encodes 579 amino acids. NCBI's taxonomy places the organism in Eukaryota, Metazoa, Arthropoda, Insecta, Diptera, Culicidae. Gene Ontology annotation, molecular function: actin binding; cell adhesion molecule binding.
GUACGUUUUCGUUUAUUAAUUUUUUAAUUUUUCGCUCAACUGCAAGUGUAUCCACUUUCCAGUGCUCACGGCAAGCAGCGUUUCGAGACAACGCUAGUAUCUAAACGUAGUGACGCACAGUGAACCCGACUAACAGUUGCCUAGUGCAGAGUGCAAUUCGAUAAGAGUUGCCUUCGGCUGCACUACGCGUUGGUGUGUGUUUCUCUUAGUGCCGCGCCCGCAGUGAGUUGUAGUUGGUAUUGAUUCCGUAGUAAUCGUCAAAAUCUGGCUCCACACGCGAUUUAAACAGUGCGAGGUUAGAGAAAGUUAGAAGCAGUUCAACAGAGCGAGAGAAAGAGAGAAGACGAAAUCAAACAAACCAUCAUCAAGCAACCAAACCGAUCUUCCCCAGCGCACUAGAAAUCAGAGGCUGUUUCGACUAUUCCCUGCACGACGUAGUAAUUUGCUUAUUGCUGUUUCCAUCGAGCACACAUACGCAUAUUCAAUUUAGCCGCAGUGACAACAAAAUCAAUCCGAUCAAAAUGCCAAAAUCGAUGAACGUACGCGUCACGACAAUGGACGCUGAACUUGAGUUCGCGAUCCAGCAAGGAACCACAGGCAAGCAGUUGUUCGACCAGGUUGUGAAGACGAUCGGUCUGCGCGAGGUCUGGUUCUUCGGGCUACAGUAUGCGGACUCGAAAGGCGACAACACCUGGAUUAAGCUGUACAAAAAGGUGAUGAGCCAAGAUGUGCAGAAAGGCGAUCCGCUGUUAUUCAAAUUUCGCGCCAAAUUCUACCCCGAGGAUGUAGCCGAGGAGCUGAUCCAGGAUAUCACGCUCCGCCUGUUCUAUCUGCAGGUAAAGAACGCAAUCCUGUCAGACGAAAUUUAUUGCCCGCCGGAAACGUCCGUUCUACUGGCAUCGUACGCCGUUCAGGCGCGCCAUGGCGAUUACAACAAGGGAACUCACGUGCCUGGCUUCCUGGCGAAAGAUCGGCUACUUCCACAACGCGUAAUCGACCAGCACAAAAUGUCAAAGGACGAAUGGGAGAACUCCAUCACGACCUGGUGGCAGGAGCACCGUGGUUUGCUGCGUGAAGAUGCUAUGAUGGAGUACCUGAAGAUUGCACAAGAUCUUGAAAUGUACGGUGUGAACUAUUUCGAGAUUCGCAACAAAAAGAGCACAGAGCUUUGGCUCGGCGUCGAUGCUCUCGGUUUGAACAUCUACGAGAAGGACGACCGCCUCACUCCGAAGAUCGGUUUUCCGUGGUCAGAGAUUCGUAAUAUAUCGUUCAAUGAUCGCAAAUUCAUUAUCAAGCCCAUUGAUAAGAAAGCACCGGAUUUUGUGUUCUUCGCGCCGCGCGUCCGUAUCAACAAACGUAUCCUAGCGCUGUGCAUGGGCAACCAUGAGCUUUAUAUGCGCCGCCGCAAGCCCGACACGAUCGAUGUGCAGCAGAUGAAAGCACAAGCGCGUGACGAAAAGAAUGCCAAACAGCAGGAGCGCGAGAAGCUGCAGCUAGCGCUGGCCGCCCGCGAGCGAGCUGAAAAGAAACAGCAGGAGUACGAGGAUCGAUUGCGUUCGAUGCAGGAAGAGAUGGAGCGCAAGCAAGCAAAUUUGAGCGAAGCCCAGGACACGAUCCGCCGGCUGCAAGAACAACUGAAUCUGGUGCAGGCAGCAAAGGAAGAGUUGGAACAGCGGCAAAACGAGCUACAUGAGAUGAUGCAGCGCCUCGAAGAAACAAAGAAUAUGGAGGCCACCGAACGAGCGAAGCUUGAAGAGGAAAUACGCAUUAAGCAGCUCGAGAUGCAAAAGAUCCAGGAAGAAGUUUCCCUGAAAGACUCAGAAACCAAGCGGCUGCACGAGGAGGUUGAAGAGGCGAUAAGGAAACAGGUAGUACCAGGCAGAAACGAAGCGGCGGCGGCACUGCAAGCAGCUACUACUACCCCCAAGCAUCAUCACGUAGAGGAGGAAGAGGAUAACGAAGAAGAACUGACCAAUGGUGAAAACGGUGAACAGGAUUUCUCCAAAGAUUUCGACACGGACGAACAUAUCAAGGACCCAGUUGAGGAGAGACGCACACUAGCUGAACGUAAUGAACGUUUGCAGGAUCAACUCAAGGCCCUUAAACAAGAUCUCGCCCUGUCGCGCGAUGAUACGAUGGAAACGCCCAACGAUAAGAUUCACCGUGAAAAUGUUCGCCAGGGAAGAGACAAGUACAAGACGUUACGCGAAAUCCGCAAGGGCAACACCAAACGCCGCGUGGACCAGUUCGAAAACAUGUAAAAAAAGUGUGCAACGGGAAAAGAGGCGCCAAGUAAUGCGAAAUAGCAGCGCUGCUCUAGGCCCUUGCCGUGCCAAACCAGACAAUUUGUAUAGACAUUCUGCCGCCAGCAGAUUGAUAAUUUUUUUGGGAAACAGCUAAGCACAUCUGAAGCCUGUUUGACGUUUUUGUUCGUUUGGUAAAGAGACGCCCCUUUAAAACAAUUCAUACAAACAUUCUAAAACGUUGAUUCAAGUUAUCAAAACCAUUUCGAUUCCAUGGCAAAGGGUAAGAAGGGAGAUAAAAAAGAAAGAGAGAGAAAAAGAGAGAGAGAGAGGAAACGUGGAAUCGAAGCGAAUGUUUAAGAAAAAAAAUCCUCUUUAUUCCCUAUGUGUAUGUCACAAUCCUUAACGAAUGGCGUUAGGGUAUAGCAUCAACAUACCACAUACCCAUUGAAUUCUAUUCAAGCAAUCACUAUUCAAUUCUAUUCAAGCAAUUACCUCCCACAUAUACUAACAGGGCAGAAAGCUUCGGUUCUAUCGUUACACAUUUUCUUUAGGUUAGAAUUGUACGAAAGGCAGGAAUCGAGACAGGACCGAAUAAACGGUUUGUACACGACGAUGGGUAGUGAUCUAUUUCGAAAGCUAUCAGCCGUAUGGGAAGUUGUAGUUUUUUUUUCAAUUUGGAACCUAUUAGUGUCUUACACAGCAUGAAUAACACACGGUAUGAGGUACGCAGUAGGUUAUCGAAGGAUGUUGUUUUCCGUUAUGCAUAAACGUUAGUUUAAUAUGUGUCUUUUUGCAAUUGUUCACAAACGUGUGGUGGAACAUAGGUUACGUUUCGCAGGUUGUUUUUGAUGUAUUAGUCCGUUCUGGCGUUCAGGGUUCGCUUUCCCGAUUUUCAUUCACCUUUGUUAUGAGAUAGCGCCCACAGUUUUCUCAUUUGUUCAAAUAUCACAAUGCAAUUGGAACAAGCGGUACACUUUUACAAUGUGUGAUUUGUUGUUUUUCUUUAACAAUUGAAGUGGAUAUCUGUUGCUGUUAGGCGUCCUUCCAUUAACCAGUAGUAAUAAGGUUAGACAGAAAACAGAUUACAGCGGAUGAAUAUGGAACAGUUGCGAAAUGAUUUUUAUUGUUACAAUUGAUAUACAUGAAAGCAAGGUAUUGAAAAUUGACUUGUGAGCAAGCCAAGCGAAGGAAUCAAUUAACAAGAACAUCGGGAACAACUUACCAUAGCCACAAGCGCGUUUUACAACAAAAAAAGACAACAAAUCAAAAAACAUUGAAUUUGGUCGCUACGCUGAAGGAGAACUAAGCAUCAAUAAAGCAACGUCAAUAAUAGCAACGCAGUGCAGACACAAAAAAGGGAGGAAACAAGCUUUUCCACAUCUUCUCUACUACAUUUCCCGCCUUCUUUGAUUUAACACAAUGAAUCGGACGGUUGUUAAUAAAACGCAAAGCCGUUGCAUACACUUUUGAUUUUUAGAUUUAUUACAUUUGAUUAUUAACCGAUUAAAUAAAAUGGCGAUAAAUACGGCCCGGUCCGUUCUUCUAAGAUUAAAAAAAAAUGGGCGAUCGGCGUUGUGCAUCUAUAAUUAGAAGAAUAAGUAAAACGCUGGUGAAGGAGGCAGAUGUAUAGGACGAACAAUAAAUGUAUUAGGAAAGCAAGCUUCUUUGAACAGAGAUAAACAAUAGCAAGAAAUAAACAGAGCAGCAAAAGGCAAACAGAGUUUGCUGCAGCAAUCUCAUGUUUUGCCUCGGAAAUUCUUUGAACUAGGUCGAGCAGUUAAUUAGAAGUUGAAAAGCAGCGAACAGUAAAAUCAUCUUUGCAGCCGACUUAAAUUAUUUUUUUACAAGCAAUUUGAUUGAACUCUAGUAGGCAAUCAUACAUCUGGCACAUAUAGAUAUACUUAUCAUUCGUACGUUGUUUUUUUAUAUGUGUUGGACAGAUCAAGCUAUGUGCUUUCGAGCAAAUGGCCAAUACGAAGACGUUCUAUGAUCGAUACUGGUAAAAGUUUGGGUUAAUCACUCACAAACAUUCUUGUGUGCGGCAGUUUAGCAGAAAUAUUCUUUUAACCUAAACCGAGUGUAUCUAUUCAUACUAUUACAUAAUUUUUUAUUAUGUGAGUGGCCACUUCGUUUGCGAACGUUGGCUGUAGAACAAUCUGCCUCAGAGUCAAAAUUUAAGGAUAGGACAGAGGUUAAUGUUGGGCAAAGUUUUUAGUUUACUCUCGGGUGUUAUUGUCUAUGUUUGAUUCGUUCAAUAUUGCUACAGUUCACUUCACUUGUCGGUUCUUUUUUUGUCUACUUUCUUCCUCGUUUGUAACCUAUUGAAACUGUGCGUUCGUUCUUAAUUUUCCUAAUAAAAUAUAUGAUUUUAUUACAUGUAUUAUGUGUUUGCUCUUCCUGUACUCCCCAAUAUCCUUCUACAGGUAUUCCUUCAUGUUAUGUGAACAGCCAUACAAAUAAAUAUGACCAUAGUUUCUGUUAGUACCUAUUAGAAAAAAUAAUGCAAGCAAAAACGAAAAAUAUGCAUGCGAGACACGUGCAAAUCUCACAUCGAGUAGUCCAAACCUAUGUCGAUAGCAAAGGGAAAAGUAACAAAUGCAACGAAGACUAAAUCCGCCUAAGUCUACAGCAACAUUAACAUUACUAUUAAUAUUUACACUAUAAUUACCAGCAAUGUAGCGUUAGCAGGGAAUUGACUAGGUUCAGACAGACAGAAAUGGGCAAUUGGUAUCAAAAGCCAUGCUCAGUAGCAAGGCAAUGCACCACGUUCCAUAGAACGAAGAUCAAAGUAACAUUAUUAUGGCCGUGAUAACAACAACCGAACUCAGGAGUAAAACUCCAUCAUUUUUCCCCUACUGCUGAUGUCUUAUGGCAGCUUAUCUUAUAUGAUAGUCAGGGAUUUGCAAUCAAUAUUGAAAGCAAUUUGUUGGCGUGAGGCAAAUUGAGAUUGUAUUCACCAUACCGCCCUUGCGCAAUGGAAUCCAGUAAGUAAGCACCAAUAUAUUUUUUGAUAAAAACAAAACCGUUUUCUACGACAAAGUUGAUUACAA